CCAGCUGUGGACACAGGUGAUGCAGGAUUUGAGAGAUGGAGUGAAACUGAAGAAGGUACAAGAACGCCAGUACAACCCUUUGCCUAUUGAAUAUGAGCUUACCCCAUAUGAGAUGCUAAUGGAUGACAUUCGAUCAAAGCGCUACACACUUAAGAAGGUUAUGGUUGAUGGGGAUAUACCUCCCAGGUUGAAAAAGAGUGCCCAUGAAGUAAUUCUGGAUUUUAUCCGAUCUCGACCACCCUUGAAUCCGGCAGCAGCAAGAAAACUGAAACCCACACCUCCUCAACCAAGAAGCCUCCACGAGAAGAUACUGGAAGAAAUAAAAUCAGAAAGGCGGCUAAGACCGGUCUCUCCAGAUGUUGUAAAACGCAAGAUGGUAAUCCGACCGCUUAGCAUGUCUUACAGUUUUGACUUAUCAGAUGUGGCCACUCCAGAUGGUGCUGAAAGAUCACCUGCCUCACCACUUAUUAAUGGAAAAAUAACACACCUAGUCUGUGCUACUGGUAGUGGUGGAAGAGAGGUGAAGAUCCAGAGAAAGAGACUCCUAAAAGCACCAACAUUGGCUGAGAUGGAGACCUCUGAGUCAGAGGAUGAAACUGAUCACAAAUCUCAGACAAGCCAGGAAACAUUCUCCUCCUCAGUCAAUGAUUCAUCACCAGUGGAUGCUGUUGGGGGUGCACGGAAAAAGCCUCCACUCUUCCUACCCAUGUCUUCUACACCUCAGCCAGAACGAAGGCAGCCACCUCAAAGAAGACACUCAAUAGAGAAGGAAACACCAACAAAUGUACGGCAGUUUCUACCCCCAUCAAGACAGAGCUCCAAGUCUCUUGAGCCUCUCAAGAUCAAGGAGAUACCCAAAAGGGAAGAGUUCUGUUACCCAGUGGAGUGUUUAGCUCUAACAGUUGAAGAAGUGAUGCACAUCCGCCAAGUUCUUGUCAAGGCAGAGUUGGAGAAGUACCAGCAAUAUAAAGAUGUCUACAAUGCACUUAAGAAAGGAAAGCUAUGUUUUUGCUGCCGGACCAAGAGAUUCUCCAUAUUUACAUGGUCAUAUACGUGCCAGUUCUGUAAAAGGCCUGUCUGUUCACAGUGUUGUAAAAAGAUGCGUUUGCCUUCCAAGCCAUAUUCCGCCCUCCCAGUCCUGUCUCUUGGACCAUCAGCCUUGCAGAGAGGUGAAAGUUUGCUGAAGCCAGGAAGGUCUUUAAGUGUGAGCAGUCAUCAUCGGCAGCUGAGUAUUCAGAAAAGCAUACCCAAACUUGGCUCAGGCUCAAAGUCAUUGGAUAAGCCAGAUGAAGAACUGCAGUUUCCAAAAGAACUAAUGGAGGACUGGAGCACAAUGGAGGUCUGUGUAGACUGCAGAAAAUUUGUUUCUGAUAUUAUUAAUUCCAGUCGACGAAGCCUCAUGGUUGCCAACAAAAAAGCAAGAUUAAAAAGGAAAACUCAGUCCUUUUACAUGUCAUCAUCAGGCACAUCUGAGUACCGCCCUUCAGAGAGAACUAUUAGUGAAAUUUAAGACUUGUACCAUUAAGUUUUCUUGAUUUCUCAAAAGGAGUCAAUAGAAACUAUAAGUUGCAGAACAGAAACAAUGGACUGUCCAAAAGGAAAAAAAAUGGCCUUGGUUAGUUUACAGUGUAUUUUUGGUGAAAGACGUGCUUAAGGCCAAAUGGAAACUUCAAAGUAAACCCACGGCUUAAAUCUGCUUGGUUUAAAUGAACUAUAAUUCAGGAUACUGUGUCAUACCAAAUUGUUCAGCACUUUGUUUUAUUAUGUAUAUAAAAAUAGCAAUGUCUUAACUGGGCUUCCUGAACUGCUAUACUACAACACAUGUAAAAGCAGGACGUGCUGUGUUUUGCCCAUCACUUAUUUUGCACAUGUCUUGCAAGGGUUGCAUAUUCUGCUUGUUGCAUACUAGCAUUGUCUUGAUGCAUCUUCAGAGCUAAUUUUAUGGCUUUGCUGCAUGGUACAGAGGCAACAAUAGUUUGGUAUUCCCAGUCACUUUUUUCUUAGAAAAAAUGCAGUUUGCAAUCAAAGCUUGAAAUAACAUUUUUAAAAUGGGGCUAGAGUUUAUAACAUGGAAGAAAAAAAACACCUAUAAAUGAUUGCUGUCCCAAUGAAUGCUUUGAAAAUGAAGGUGUGGUUCUAGGAAAGUUGCAGGUGGGGUGCCAUCAAAGUCUGUCCAAGAAGCAAGUUGGAAAUGCAUUUUUGUUCAUUUAUGUACUACAUAAGUGUAAAACAACAGAGUUGCUGAUGAGAUGCAGUUGCAUUGUGAGGCUUGUUUUGUAAUGAGCAAGUUGAUUCAUAGGAGCACUGUGUGAACAGCUUCAUUUAGUUCAUGAUCUUGCCCCCCCAUGUGAACAGCUUCAUUUAGUUAACAAUCCUGCCCCCCCCCCCAUCUUUCUGUGGUGUACAUUUGCAAAUUUGUUUUGUUUAGAGUCUGCCUCCUUGAAAAAAUGUAGUCUACCUCUGGUAAUGUUUAGUGAGGUCAUUGUCAGUUCCUGGCUGGAUGUUACCACAUGCUUAGUCUAAUUGUUACCCAGACUACACUGCUCUGUAAACUUUGGGAUACAUGGUGCUGCACACUGCCAUCCCCAGAAAGCUCUACUAGUCUAUGGUGAAUGCAACAGCAGAACUUGGUAUAAGAGUCUGGAAAUCAUUUGCCAGAGAGGCUGCCCUGAAUGUAUUAAUGAAAAAAAAAGUACUUUUCUAUCUGUAAACAGUACUCAUGUGAUGCAUUGAGGUGAUUAGUGUACUGAAUAGAAGUUUUGGUUAAUAAUGCAUUGCAUAAAUGGAACCUUUGUUUGCUCUUGCAAGAUCAGACUGAAUAGAAGCUGGCAGAGUAUAUGCUUAUCCAUCUCAGUCAGACUUACGUUUUAUGGCUUCUUAAGUUUGACAAUCACUGCAUCACAGACUCUGGAUGGAGGCAGUUUCCCUGUCUUUUCAGGUGCACAAGGCGUUUCUUUAGGAAAACAGCUGUGGAAUCUGCAAAAGAGACCAUUUCUGUUUGAUAAUAUUGCUUCUUGUAAUACAUAUGUACACAUUGUAAAAGAAAAGUUAGGCAGCAGUUCAGAAGAUUAAUAAAAGCUGUCAAUAGAUUCACACAGAAUGCGCUUUUUGUACAUUAGUAAGACUGAAGUUAUACCUUCUUAUCUGGAUGGGCAGUCUGAAAAAGUCCCACUUCAAACUUUAUCAGAUACAGACUGCAGAUCUAAGUAAAAGACACCUUGUGGAAAGAACUGGAUAGGUGGGUCCAAAUAAGUCAAGACCAAGGUGCUCAUUGUUAUUGCAGAAUCAUGUAGCACGGUUAAAUCCAUUUGUCCUACAGAAGUAAAGCAGGCACACAAAUAUUUGCAUUUUACAUGUUUAUCCGCCCUGCAAGACAACAUUCUGAAAUUCAAACAUCAGUGUUCUGAGUGUUACAUGAAAGGAUUAAUAACAAUAUAGUAAUGUAAAUGUAUAUUAAAGUAAUUUGUAUGUU
Molecule: messenger RNA, 3472 nt
Organism: Protopterus annectens (West African lungfish)
Lineage: Eukaryota; Metazoa; Chordata; Ceratodontiformes; Protopteridae
Product: protein spire homolog 1-like
Exons: 13
Coding region: 20-1510 (496 amino acids)
Biological process (GO): actin filament polymerization; cleavage furrow formation; polar body extrusion after meiotic divisions
Cellular component (GO): cytoplasmic vesicle membrane; cell cortex
Molecular function (GO): actin binding
Source: RefSeq, a predicted model, not a curated record